This is a messenger RNA of Aspergillus ochraceoroseus IBT 24754, 1945 nucleotides long. RefSeq names its product chaperonin-containing T-complex subunit CCT6. NCBI's taxonomy places the organism in Eukaryota, Fungi, Ascomycota, Eurotiomycetes, Eurotiales, Aspergillaceae. Gene Ontology annotation, biological process: protein folding. The transcript has 7 exons. The record is from RefSeq and is a predicted model, not a curated record. Gene Ontology annotation, cellular component: chaperonin-containing T-complex. Bases 144 to 1769 code for a protein of 541 amino acids. Gene Ontology annotation, molecular function: ATP hydrolysis activity; ATP-dependent protein folding chaperone; ATP binding.
CACCACCAGGUUUGCGGCUACACUGUUGGGGAGGAUCUCUUGCAACAACAAGCCGACUUUCUUUUUUCUUUGUUUCCCUUUCUAAUCCUGUCCCUUUUAUUUUCUCGGGCUUUUGUUGCUUAUCAUUCUUCAGUGCUGCAGAGAUGUCUGCAACGCAGUUGCUCAACCCCAAGGCGGAGUCGAGGCGGAGGGCGGAAGCCUUGAAGGUGAACAUCAGUGCUGGUGAGGGUCUCCAGGAUGUUCUUAAGUCCAACUUGGGUCCUUCGGGCACCCUGAAGAUGCUGGUGGAUGGUGCGGGUGGUAUCAAACUGACGAAGGAUGGAAACGUUCUUCUCCGUGAGAUGCAAAUCCAAAACCCCACUGCCGUUAUGAUUGCUCGGGCUGCGACUGCGCAAGACGAUAUCACUGGUGAUGGAACAACCUCUGUGGUUUUGUUGGUAGGAGAACUUCUGAAGCAGGCGGAUCGUUAUAUCUCCGAAGGUCUACACCCUAGGGUUAUUACGGACGGCUAUGAAAUUGCGAAGAACGAGACUCUCAAGUUCCUUGACCAAUACAAGAUUGAACGUACAAUCGAUCGCGAACUUCUCCUCUCCGUCGCGCGGACGUCGCUUAGCACCAAGUUGAAUAAUGCCCUUGCAGAGAAACUAACUCCCGACAUUGUUGAUGCUGUACUUGCUAUCCACCGAGCCCCCGAGAAGCCUGAUCUGCACAUGAUUGAAAUUAUGACCAUGCAACACCGCUCGUCUUCCGACACGCAGCUUAUCCGUGGUCUCGCUCUCGACCACGGUGCUAGACACCCUGAUAUGCCUAAGCGGGUCGAGAACGCUUUUAUUCUUACUCUAAACGUCAGUCUAGAGUAUGAGAAGUCAGAGAUCAACUCAGGCUUUUACUACUCAUCCGCAGAGCAGAGGGAUAAGCUCGUGGAAAGCGAGCGCAAGUUCGUGGAUGCUAAGCUACAAAAGAUUGUGGACCUCAAGAAGCAGGUCUGCGGUAAUGAUCCUAAGAAAGGAUUUGUUGUCAUCAACCAAAAGGGCAUUGAUCCCCUGAGUCUGGAUGUCCUUGUGAAGAAUGGAAUUUUCGCUCUCCGCAGAGCAAAGCGGAGGAACAUGGAGCGUCUUCAGCUUGUUUGCGGGGGUAUUGCACAGAACAGCGUGGAAGACAUGACGCCUGAUGUUCUCGGAUGGGCUGGUCUGGUCUAUGAGCAUCAGCUCGGAGAAGAGAAGUAUACAUUCGUCGAGGAGGUCAAGGACCCCAAGUCCGUUACUAUCCUUAUCAAGGGACCCAAUCAGCACACCAUUGCACAGGUUAAGGAUGCUGUUCGGGACGGUCUGCGUUCCGUGUACAACACUAUCGUGGAUGGUUGCGUUAUCCCCGGCGCUGGUGCCUUCCAGGUCGCCUGCGCAGAGCACCUGUCUUCCGACGACUUCCGCAAAACGGUCAAAGGAAAGGCCAAGUGGGGUGUUAACGCCUUUGCCGAUGCCCUCCUGAUCAUUCCUAAGACCUUAGCGGCCAACUCUGGACACGAUAUCCAAGAUUCCUUGGCCGCUAUGCAGGAUGAGCGGUCUCAAGGCAGCAACACGGUUGGCUUGGAUCUGACUACCGGUGACCCGAUGGACCCCGUGCAGGAGGGUGUGUUUGACUCGUACCGUGUCCUCCGUAACUGCAUCGCUUCAAGCACGGGUAUUGCCUCCAACCUACUUCUCUGUGACGAGCUCCUGAAGGCCAGGCAGAUGAGUAGACAAGGUGGACCUGGCGGCAUGGAUGAGUAAUGUGAUUGUUACGCGAUAUACAAGAAAAGACCAUAUCAUCAACAGCAGGGGGGAGCUGUCUUUGGAAGUCACGGUUAUUAGAGAACAGCUUAUGCCUAAAAUGUACCGAAUAAAAUCAAAGAAGUCAUACUAAUAAACUUGAAGAAACAUAUGUGAAUUCGAAUUUCUUGACGCAG